AUGAUGAUGCAUCCUCCACCUAAUAUUGAUAGGGCUUACUACUUACUCUUGCAAGAGGAAAGGCAAAGAGGGAUACAGAACUUGGGACAUUAUCCUAGUGAAUCUGGGUCAUUUGCUGUAUCAACACAGAGAUUUAAUUCAACUCAAGUUAAACCUACAACCUCUGCAGUGAAUACUGGUGGUUAUAACUUUAGAACUAAUCAAGACAACAGGAGAAGUCUAAAUUGCAACUACUGCAAAAAACCAGGACAUACAAUCGACAAAUGCUAUAAACUUUAUGGUUAUCCACAGAAUUUCAAGCCAGGGUUCAAACAAAGAAGAUUUCAGAAUUUUGUUCAAGGAAAUGCAGUAACAACAGAUGAAGGUUAUGGUCAAGAAGCUGUAACAAAUUCUGAAACCAUUGCCAAUGCUAAUUGUGCUGGUACAUGCUUGCCUAAUCUUUCCUAUUCACAAAGCAAUCUUAGGAGUCAUAUUUGGAUUCUUGACUCUGGUGCUUCAGAACACAUGACUUUUGACUCUAGCAUCAUUGUUAAUAUCAAGCCAUUACCUAAUCCUGUUAAUGUUAAUCUUCCUAAUUCACAAAGAGGCCUUUCUUUGAGGAGGCCCCUGCUCCUUGGUGAUGUGAAGGCUGGUCUUUACCUUUUCCACUCAACUCACAAGCUUGCUGGUUCCCUGCAUUCAAAUAAAGCUGUCACUUUUUCACAGAACUUUUCUUUACCAUACUGCAAUUCUCCUAUUAUGUCUAACUCUGUUAACAUUGAUAAAAAUCUGUGGCAUUACUUUCCUACUUCUUCUACUGUUGAUUUUUCUACACCACAGCCUCUCAUUUUUUCUGAUUCCUCUAUUCCUCUCCCCACUACUGAUUCUCCUGCUCUUGUUUCCUCUCCAGUUUCACUUCCUCGAGUUGAUCCUAGUCCUGUUCCUGGUUCACCUUCUACAUCCUCUUCUAUACCUUCUACUUCUUCCACUGUUUCACCUACCUCCACAUCUACAUCUCCUUCUCAUCCUCCCAUCAAUCUUGUUUCCACUUCUAAUGUUCCUCCUGAUGCCUUGCGCAGAUCUUUAAGUGAACACAAUGCACCUAGUUAUUUGUCUGACUAUAUCUGUGGGGCCGUGCACCUAACCAAUGUUUCUCAUUCUUGUUUUCUCUCACCUGUUUCCCCUUCUACUAUUUCAUCCAAUCUACUUUCUGCUUCUAACCAAAGCUUGCUAAAUUCCCUACCUACUGUCCAUGAGCCUUCUAGUUAUUCUCAGGCAGCAUUGGACCCUGGUUGGCAAGAAGCAAUGGCAAAAGAACUUGAUGCUUUAAAGGCCAAUGAUACUUGGGAGGUAGUUCCAUUACUUAUUGGGAGAAAGGCUUUACCUUGUAAGUGGGUUUACAAGGUUAAACUAAAAUCUGAUGGGAGUGUGGAAAGGCUCAAAGCUCGUUUGGUUAUUCGAGGGGAUACUCAACGAGAGGGGAUUGAUUUUACAGAUACUUUCCCCCCUGUGGUCAAAAUGACCACUAUUAGGUGCAUUCUUGCUAUUGCUGUUAAGAAAAAUUGGGGACUUUAUUAA
This is a messenger RNA of Nicotiana attenuata, 1557 nucleotides long. RefSeq lists its product as uncharacterized. Gene Ontology annotation, molecular function: zinc ion binding; nucleic acid binding. NCBI's taxonomy places the organism in Eukaryota, Viridiplantae, Streptophyta, Magnoliopsida, Solanales, Solanaceae. The record is from RefSeq and is a predicted model, not a curated record. The transcript is spliced from 4 exons. Bases 1 to 1557 code for a protein of 518 amino acids.